This is a messenger RNA of Macrosteles quadrilineatus (aster leafhopper), 597 nucleotides long. RefSeq names its product ragulator complex protein LAMTOR2-like. Gene Ontology annotation, cellular component: Ragulator complex. Gene Ontology annotation, biological process: cellular response to amino acid stimulus; positive regulation of TOR signaling. The record is from RefSeq and is a predicted model, not a curated record. The transcript is spliced from 3 exons. Bases 139 to 516 code for a protein of 125 amino acids. Gene Ontology annotation, molecular function: guanyl-nucleotide exchange factor activity; molecular adaptor activity. NCBI's taxonomy places the organism in Eukaryota, Metazoa, Arthropoda, Insecta, Hemiptera, Cicadellidae.
UCAGGAGGGAGGAGAAUAGUAGAUCAGCGGAGAUAGCAAUUAACCUUAAAAAAAUAUAAUUUAAUCGUAAAUUGUUCCAUCUCAUAUUUCAACUGCACCUAAUAAUAAUAAGUUAAUAAUUAAAAUAUAAUUUUAGAAAUGCUACGACCGAAGAUUUUAACUCAGGUAUUAAGCCAAGCAAACACUGGAGGAGUUGAGAAUACACUACUACUGAACCACGAAGGCACUCUUCUAGCGUACAGUGGUUUUGGAGACAGAGAUGCUACAGUCAUAGCAGCAAUAGCUAGCAACAUUUGGUCAGCUUAUGAAAAAAAUGGGCGAAAUGCUCUAAAAGAAGACAAACUGCAACUGGUUCUAAUGGAGUGCUCAUCAGGUAAAGUGGCUAUCACACAAGUGGCUAAUAUUCUGCUGUGUCUUUAUGCCCAAGAAUCUGUUGGAUUUGGCAUCCUACGAGAAAAAGCGCAAGCCCUGGCUCAAUACCUUGAGGGACCUCUUCGUCUAGUCACUACAUCAUAAUUCUUGUCUUUCAGCCAUAACAAAAUAAGUUUUACUAAAUACUAUUGUGUACUCUAUGUAAAUAAAGUUUAUAUUCAACUA